Gastrolobium bilobum is the source of this 2918-nucleotide messenger RNA. Its product is annotated as arginine decarboxylase-like. Gene Ontology annotation, biological process: L-arginine catabolic process; spermidine biosynthetic process. The transcript has a single exon. The record is from RefSeq and is a predicted model, not a curated record. NCBI's taxonomy places the organism in Eukaryota, Viridiplantae, Streptophyta, Magnoliopsida, Fabales, Fabaceae. Gene Ontology annotation, molecular function: arginine decarboxylase activity. Bases 480 to 2666 code for a protein of 728 amino acids.
UCCAGCUACCUUAACAUAACACACGUCUUGUUUGAGCCAACCUCAUAACACCCGUUUCCGUUAUUCUCCUUCAUCCUUCUUUUUCUCCCGUUAUUUUCUCCCCAUCUUUCUGCAUUUCCGUUUUACUUGACUCGUUCGGAUCUUCCCUGUUUUCUGAAAUUUUAUCCGUUCUGUUUUAUUUCCCCUGAUUCGCGUGGUGGUGGUGUUAACCUAGGUUUCCACUCCUUGCCGUUCCCAUCUCAGAUAACAUAAACAUAAACAUAAACAUAACCACCACCGUGCUUAAAAUUAAAUCAUUAUUCUGAGGUGUGGGAGCGAAAGGGUGGUUCUCCGUUUUCAAUAGAUCUUUCACUGUUUCUCUUGUGAGGGGGUAGCCGGGGCCUCGGCCUCGGCGGGUUUCAAAACCCCCUACUUUUACACAAACCUGUUUUCCGAAACCCUAAUUUUUUUUUUCUUCUAAUUUUUGUAAAGCGGAAGUGAUGUCAUCCUUCGCUUGUUGCGUGGAUGCUGCUGCACUUGCUCCUCCAUUCUACGCUCUAGCCGGUGACGCUUCUCUUCCGCCGCCGGUCUCGUUUCCCGGCGUAUCUCCGGCGACAACCGAUGACGCUGCUUCCGUUGAUGAUGAUUCCCGUUGGUCACCCUCUCUGUCUGCCAGCCUCUACAGGGUCGACGGUUGGGGUGGUCCCUACUUCGCCGUCAACUCCGCCGGGAAUGUCUCCGUCAAACCUCACGGGUCGGGGACCUUUCCUCACGAGGAGAUUGAUUUGUUGAAGGUUGUGAAGAAAGCUUCGGACCCGAAAUCAAGUGGCGGACUCGGGUUGCAGCUUCCUCUCAUUGUUCGGUUCCCUGAUGUUCUGAAGAACCGGGUCGAGUCCCUACAAUCUGCUUUCGAGUGCGCGAUCCAAUCGCAGGGGUACGAGUCUUAUUACCAAGGUGUUUACCCUGUGAAGUGCAACCAGGAUCGGUUCGUUGUGGAGGACAUAGUGGAAUUCGGGUCUCGGUUUCGGUUCGGGUUGGAGGCAGGGUCGAAGCCCGAGAUGCUUCUGGCUAUGAGCUGUUUGUGCAAAGGCAACAGAGAAGCUCUUCUGGUUUGCAACGGGUUCAAAGACUGUGAGUAUAUUUCGCUGGCUUUGGUUGCGAGGAAGCUAGCGUUGAAUACGGUGAUUGUUCUUGAGCAAGAGGAAGAGCUUGAUUUGGUCAUUGACAUUAGCAAGAAGCUCUGCAUUCGUCCUGUGAUUGGUGUUCGUGCGAAGCUGAGGACGAAACAUUCUGGCCACUUUGGGUCCACUUCAGGGGAUAAAGGGAAGUUCGGUUUGACAACUACUCAGGUUUUGCGUAUUGUGAAGAAGCUUGAACAAAUGGGCAUGCUUGAUUGCCUUCAAUUGCUGCAUUUUCAUAUUGGUUCUCAAAUUCCUUCCACUGCAUUGCUCGCUGAUGGUGUGUUAGAGGCUGCGCAGAUAUAUUGUGAAUUGGUUCGACUGGGUGCCAAUAUGCGAGUUAUUGAUAUUGGUGGUGGUUUGGGCAUUGAUUAUGAUGGUUCAAAGUCGAGUGAAUCUGACCUAUCUGUUGGAUAUGAUCUACAAGAGUAUGCUGCAGCUGUUGUUCAGGCAGUUAAGUAUGUCUGCGAUCGCAGGAACAUCAAGCACCCUGUCAUUUGUAGCGAGAGUGGCAGAGCCAUUGUGUCUCAUCAUUCUGUCUUGAUUUUUGAGGCCAUUGGUGCUGCUAGUGCAAAUAGAGCACCAGCAUUGUCCACCCUUGGAUUGCAGUGUUUGGGGGAGGGGCUCUCCGAAGAUGCUUGUGCAGAUUAUCAGAAUAUAUCUGCUUCAGCCAUUGGAGGUGACUAUGAAACCUGCUUGCUCUGUGCCGAUCGAUUCAAACAACGAUGUGUUGAAGAAUUCAAGCAAGGUAAUUUGGGGAUUGAGCAACUUGCCGCUGUUGAUGGUUUGUGUGAAUUGGUGACUAAGGCUAUUCAUGCAAAAGAUCCAGUUCGAACAUACUAUGUGAACCUUUCUGUGUUCACCUCGUAUCCUGAUUUUUGGAGCAUAGAUCAGAUGUUUCCCAUAGUCCCCAUUCAUCGUCUGGAUGAGAGGCCAACAGUGAGGGGAGUUUUGUCAGAUUUGACUUGUGACAGUGAUGGGAAGAUAGAUAAGUUCAUUGGGGGUGAAUUGAGCUUGCCCCUCCAUGAAUUGGAAGGCCAUAAUGGUGGCGGGUAUUACCUGGGAAUGUUCUUGGGUGGGGCUUAUGAGGAGGCGCUAGGUGGUGUCCACAACUUGUUUGGUGCACCCAGCGUUGUAAGGGUGCUACAGAGUGAAGGCCCGCAUGGCUUCGCGGUAACACGUGCAAUGCCAGGGCCGUCGUGUGGGGAUGUCCUCCGAGUGAUGCAGCACGAGCCUCAGCUCAUGUUUGAGACGCUCAAGCACCGUGCACAAGAGUUUUGUGGACAACAAAAUGAGGAUGAAAACACUAGUGUGCUAAACGCUGCGGCGCUGGCAGCUAGCCUAGCCCGAACCUUCGACAACAUGCCGUAUCUGAUUCCAUCCUCAUCUUGUUACUUGAAUGCCAUAAGUGACAAUGGUUUUUACUACUGCUCUAGUGAUAACAUCAAUGCUACUGUUGCUGAUUCAGCUGGUGGAGAAGACGACCAACGCUCUUAUUGCUGUGCUUGAGUUUCGUCCUUUAGUGUUCCCUUGUCAUUUUUAUGUUGUUGGUUGUCGUCGAGGUUGUCUGUUAAAUUUUACCUUUUUUAAUUUCUUCGUGGUUUAGCAACGUAUGUAAGUAAGAAGCAAGACAGAUCCUCUGCCUUCUGUUUUUGCAAUUUGGCAUCGUAAUCUCUAUGUUGAUAUCUGUCUUGUAGACUAUCAACUUCCUAGUGUAACAAAUUUUUAUUGUUGCAAUGAUUUUUAUGUUUAGGUUGAAAA